UUCUUCCUCUGCUUCUGAGCUAGUAAAGAGAAUCAAAACACUUGAGAGGUGAUGGAGAAAGUGAGAGAAAUAGUGAGAGAAGGGAGGAGAGUAGGAAAAGAAGACCCAAGAAGAGUAGUUCAUGCUUUCAAAGUGGGACUUGCUCUUGCUUUGGUCUCUUCCUUCUACUAUUACCAACCUCUUUAUGAUAAUUUUGGUGUCAAUGCAAUGUGGGCUGUCAUGACCGUUGUUGUCGUCUUUGAAUUCUCAGUAGGUGCCACACUUGGGAAAGGAAUAAACAGGGCAGUGGCAACAUUAGUAGCCGGAGGACUAGGAAUUGGAGCUCAUCACCUAGCAAGUUUGUCCGGUCCAACAAUAGAACCUAUUCUUCUCGCCAUCUUCGUCUUUGUGCAAGCUGCGUUGUCGACGUUCGUGAGGUUCUUCCCGCGGGUGAAGGCGAGAUACGAUUAUGGCAUACUGAUAUUCAUAUUGACGUUCUCACUGAUAUCAGUGUCGGGGUUUAGAGAGGAUGAGAUAUUGGACUUGGCCCAUAAGAGACUAUCGACAGUGAUAAUGGGAGGAGUCAGUUGUGUCCUAAUCUCUAUCUUUGUCUGUCCUGUCUGGGCUGGACAAGACCUUCAUUCUCUUAUUGCCUCCAAUCUUGACACACUCUCCCACUUCCUUCAAGAAUUCGUAGAGGAAUAUUUUGAAGCGACAGAUGAUGGUGACAUCAAAGAGGUGGAGAAGAGAAGAAAGAAUCUUGAAAGAUAUAAAAGUGUUCUCAACUCAAAAAGCAAUGAGGAAACUUUGGCUAAUUUCGCAAGAUGGGAGCCGCGUCACGGCCAGUUUAGAUUUAGACAUCCAUGGCAACAAUAUCUUGCCGUGGCUGCAUUACUCAAGCAGUGUGCUUACCGGAUUGAUGCCUUGAACUCAUAUCUCAAAUCUGAUUUUCAGAUCCCAAAGGACAUAAAGAAGAAGCUAGAAGAAUCAUUAAGAAGAAUGAGCUCGGAGUCAGGCAAAUCAUUGAAAGAGAUGUCCAUUUCGCUAAAGAAAAUGACAAAAUCAUCUUCUGCCGAUAUCCAUGUCCUAAACUCACAAUCUGCCUGCAAAACUCUUUGUACUUUACUCAAAUCAGGCAUCUUGAACGAUGUUGAGCCACUACGAUUGAUCUCAUUGACCACCACGGUCUCUCUUCUCAUCGAUAUUGUUAAUUUAACCGAAAAGAUAUCAGAAUCAGUACAUGAGCUCGCAUCCGCUGCAAGGUUUAAGAAUAAGAUGAAGCCGACCGCAUCAUUGAAGAAGUCGGAUUCUGUAAGCAUUGGACGUGCUGCAGUGCCAAUCAAGUCUCACGAUAGUGACGAUCAUGUUGUCACAAUCUUAUGUGAUGCUGAUGUAUCAAACACUGUUGACCAAUCGCGUGGAGAGACUUCAGUGGACUCUUGCCACCAUGUCGCCAUAAAAAUUGAUGAUGAUGAUUUAGUCCAUGAAAAACAUGAAGUUGGUGAAAUACAUGCACAUAGUUGUGUAUCAUGUGAUCCAAGUGAUGUUUUAGAUAGUAGUAAUAAGAGAAUUAGCAGUAGUAAUUAACUAUUUAUUAUAGUAUUUAGGGGUGGCUGGGAUGGGACUAAUGGUGAAUAUUAAAUAAAGUUCUAUUUGUUGUAAAUGAAGUAUUGGGGAAAUACUUCUGUUAU
Molecule: messenger RNA, 1670 nt
Organism: Brassica oleracea var. oleracea
Lineage: Eukaryota; Viridiplantae; Streptophyta; Magnoliopsida; Brassicales; Brassicaceae
Product: aluminum-activated malate transporter 2-like
Exons: 6
Coding region: 52-1566 (504 amino acids)
Biological process (GO): malate transport
Cellular component (GO): plant-type vacuole membrane
Source: RefSeq, a predicted model, not a curated record